Molecule: messenger RNA, 26663 nt
Organism: Porites evermanni
Lineage: Eukaryota; Metazoa; Cnidaria; Anthozoa; Scleractinia; Poritidae
Source: the annotation of a GenBank genome assembly
AUGGCGGACGAAGAGGAUGACGACCCCGUUGUUGCGGAGGUUUGUUUAUCUCACGAUUUUGAAGAUCCUUGCACAGUUUAAAGAGACAGUACUGUUCAUAAAGCAUAUAUCUUGCUCUCUUUAACAGGUGGACGUUUAUUUGGCCCAGGCUUUGGCCAACAAUCUCUACUUGUUUCAGGUAAGGACAGCUGAAUUCUUUCCCAAACUUGCAACAUGCGGAAAUUAAACUUGCAGCUUUGAGCAUGUUAUUUUGUUUUUCCCGCUUUGAAGUCUAGUAAUGUAGUUUUACAGCUAAGUGUUAAUUAUAUUAGCAUAGUUAGGAUGCUUCGCUUACUCCUUACGUUAUAUAAGCUAAAGCCUAAAUAAAACAGUUGCACAAAAUUGCACGUCAAUCCUACGUUACCGGCUUUUUGUUUUAAGAGGCUUUAGCCUCCUUAGCCUUCAGUAGAUAUCUUGGACAGCAAUAAAAGAAUACUGUGGUAGUUUAUUCAUCUCAUUUUGUGCAUGUGCUGUACAGCUACAGAAGAUAUUAAAAGUGUGUAAUUAUUUUAAUAAUCAUACAGUAUAAGCUGAAAGGAGCAAGUGUGAACCUCGUUAAGCCAGGGAGUAACCAGUCAUUUUGCCCCCAAGUCAUUUUGCUGCAGUUACUUAGCCCCCUAUUUUCGAGUAAUUUAGCAUGCUUCUUACAUGAUAUUCCUUGUUCUAUAAGCCAUAAAGCAAAGCAAGCGCACUUCAAAUGUAAUAUUCCUCAUUCUUUAAGCCGUAAACAAAAACAUGCAUGCUUCAAAUAUAAUAUUCCUCGUUCUAGAAUAGGGGGCUAAGUAACCGGGGUGAAAUGACGUGGGGGCGAGAUGACGAGUAACCACCCGGGGGGGGAUAUGGACCAUGGGAACUGUGUUGGGCUAAAAUGUAACCUUGAAAGAGCUGAACACACCAGAGUAAAGUUCAUGCUUUAUCAUUUAACAGUCUGUUGAAGUAUUGGCAUCCAGCUAGCAGGACCUUUCUUUUGCUUGCUUGAUUUUGACAUACCCCGGGAAGACUGCAUGGUUCAACUAAGGCCUGGUUCAGACACUGUACUUUUCAUGUGCUGAACCUACAAUGUAAUUGAAUAAGUUCGACUUUGGAGCUACACUGGCACAACAUCUGAUUCAGAUGGCAUUCCAUGUGUCAAGCCUAAGUUAAGUUCGACAGAUUCUGUCAAACUUAAUGCUUUUGCCACACCAUACUAAAACUGCACUACCAAAUUGAUUCAGAUGCUGCUUUUCUGCCAUACUUAAUUCAUCAGUUAGGUUCGGCACAUGAGUGGAGCGGCGUCUGAACCGGGCCUAAGGUCCUUCAAACCCAGGCCUUUUAGCUGUGUGCUUGGAAUAGCCGGCUCAGUUAUGAUAAUUGGCUUAUCAGUAAACAGAUGCUCGCACUGAAAAACACUAGUUUGAUAAGAGAAAACUAGACUGAUUAUUAGAAGUUUUAGCUGUGGUGACUUGAAAGUAUUGACCCAACUCAGGCACUGCCUCCUUUUCUCAUUCUUGAUCAAAAAGAAGACAAAAGUUAACGAGGCCUUGCUUGAGGGGUGAAGGAUUGAGUUAAACUCAUGACCAAUGGCCCAGUUAGUGUAUUUGAACGAAAGAAAUUAUUUACGUCUGAAUUUAGUGCAGUUACCUUAGGAUUGGUCUGUUACACUAUUACGGUCAGUACUUUACCCUUUGAGCCACAAUAUCUGCACACAAAUGCUUCAGACUGAUCUCCAUCCACUUCCUGAAAAGAAAUGGUUGACAGAAUUUGUUUCCAAGAGUAACCACUGGGCUCAUAAGUAACGGGCUCCCUUGAUUUUUAUUUUUAGUGAAUUACCAAUACAUUAGAACAAAUGGCAGAGCUUCUUGACAUUCACCUAAGAAUAUUCCAUAGCAUUUACACAAAGACCACAUCUUACCAUGCAAGUGUAUAUAGUUGGUUUUGGUCCAAACUUGGAGCUACCUUUUUGUGACCUGUAGAUAUCCAGGCAGUUAAUAAAGUAAGCCUUGUAAAACAAUAAGUCUUAAUGAACCUAAAGUUUCUUUAUUUUUUUUACUUUAGUAUCCUGUUCGUCCAGCAACCAUGACUUAUGAUAAUGUUCCACAUAUUGGAGCCCGAAUCAAACCUGAACAGCAAAAGGUAUUAUACCUUGAUGUAGUUCUGUCAAAAUGUGUUGGUGAUGGCUACAAUUAGCAGCAAAAUUGUUGAGACACUGUCUUCAUGUGGUAAAACUUUGGAGAACAAAUCAAUCCACAUCCCUCCCCCUCCCAUCCAUUCAAAGUAGAGGUGUUUGUUGUUUCUUAUAAAAUACAGUGUAGCUACAUGUACAACAUUGAAUGGAAGGAGUUGGGAAGGGAUAGCUUCAUUUUUUCCUUUUGAAGCCAGCAGACCUCUGAAAUGUCCUUUAGGGCAAAUUGUCUCAACCAAUUUUGUCCCUGAUUGUCGUGUGGGAUUUUACUUUUUUCCAACGAUAAUCAAUUUAACAUUUUCCCCAAUCAAUAAUUAUCACAUUGCUUAAAAAUUUGGAUUGAUGAUCCAUUAGAAUUGAUGAUCGGAACAGUGAUUUUGUUACCUGCCGUGGGCAUCCUGCAUCCCUGAUGCCUAAAAAUCCCCAAAGGUGCAAAAUUAUUCAUGGCAUGCGUCCUGUAUGAUACAAAGAUCGAUAGAUUGAUCUGAACAUCUGUAUUUGUAGAGAUAUCCGGCCCGUUCGCAUAAUUUCUGUGGCAGUUAUUAUGGCUGUUGUUUAACAACGUAUAUUUCCUUUAUCCUUUGUUGUGCUUUAAAAUAGAGGGACUGUAUUUUAAUUUCAGUAUACUGUAAUACGCAGUUUUGGAGUCGGUCUUCAGAUUAACUGUCUGGUUACAUAAAGGCCUAAGCAUUUUUAAUUUCAGACUCUUUUUUUUUACUGGGACUCAUUGGUUGUGGACUGGGAUGCAUGUUUUUUCACAAGAUGAGUUGCAGGACUUACCACAACUAUUUGUAACAAUAUCACUAUUGGAACAUCACUACUGUUAAUUACAUGUGAAGUAGAAGAAUAACUAAGCAUGGUUUUGUGCAACUUGCUUGUUUAAACCAAAUCAAGCAGUAUACUUCCCAAAGGAGCAGCUAAUAAUCACAACGUAGAAAAGGGCAGGAUGAUGUAGAGACUUUUUAAAGCUCAAUGAUACAGUGUAUUUGGUCAUUUUUUUAAUAAAGGACCAUUACUGGAAAUAUUAACCUUUUUGUGGUCUUAUCAGCUUGGUCAGUAAUAUUAAUUUGACCUACAAAGAAGCAGGCAAUUAUCAUAAUAAGGGCAGGAUGAUGUAGAGACCGUUCAAAGCUUACAUGUAGUGAUAUUUGGUCAUUUUUUGCAAUGAAGGACUAUCACUUGAAAUGUUAACUUUUUGUGGUCUUAUAAGCUAGGUUAAUAAUUUUUCAGUUAUUAUCACUUUUGUAGGUUGAAGUUGAACUUGCAAUAAACACAAGUGGUGCCAACUAUUACGGACCAAGAGGAGAACAAAUUGCUCACGAUGUUGAUGGCCUUAGCUCAUCAUCCACUUCUGAAGAGAAAAGUUCCUUUUUUACAAGGUACUGUACAGAACUUCAUUGGCUUAGCUACGUGUAAAUGCUUGCAACUCCGGUUUCCUUUGUCCUUUGCCUGUGCUAUAAACAGGGCUUCUGAUAUUUCGCGGGAUUUUCAGGGGCAAAUUUGCGGAAAAAUCGGCCGAUUUCGCACGAAAAGAGUCAAAAUUCACAGAAAAAUCGGCCAAUUUCGCGGGAUUUUCGCUGGAGAAAAGUCAAAUUUCGAAGAAAAAUUGGCCGAUUUCGUAGGAAAUUUCAGGGAGGAACUUCGCUAAGAAACAAUCAGUAAAAAACAGCCAAUUGCGCUGGAUUGUUUUGGGCAAAUUUCGCUAAAAUCGAUCAAUUUUGCGUCGACAUGACCAGCGUUGUUUAACGUUUUUUUUAUCAGUGAUAAUUAUUUGCUCUUUCAACAAAAGUUUGCUCGAGAAAUGAGCGAAUGCUAAAGCUAUUAACAUUAUGGUUAGUGCCCAGUUUUUCGCAACGUUCAUCUAAAAACGCCUGGUAGUUUUGGGACGUUGUUUACUCGUUGCAGUGACGAAAUUUCAAGAUAAAUUUGGAUGUUUGGGGUGAAUAAAACAGGUCUCAUGGCCAAGAUAAGUAUUAAAUAUGUUUUGCUGACAUGUAUUUGGAAAUAUUUCUGGUGGAUUUCGCAGUAUUUCGCGUUUUUUGGGGAAUUUCGCGGAAAUACCUGAAUUUCGUGGGUCUGCGACCGCGCAAAAUAUCAGAAGCCCCGUAUAAAACAAAGGAUACCAUCUCUGAAAUGAGAAGAGGGGCUUGACCUGCUAGUAGAUAAAAAUUUUCUGCUGAGAUUGUAUGACCACUAGGGUAUGUGAUCCUCACAGUCAGUUGCCAGUGAAGACCUUGUAGAAAUUUGGUCUUAAAUAAUAACUAUACAGUUUCAAUAGCAUAAUUAUCACUCUUAACAUGACUAAAAUUUACAUGCAUUUGUCAAAAAUUGUCAAAAGUUUUGUUUUUUAUCAUAGUGAUAAGAUGGACAAGCAAGUUCUUACAUCAUCUCUGGCCACUGAGGAUGCCAAUCGUUAUGCUGUUGGUGUUCUAAGACAAGGUAGGAUAACAGUAACUGUUGUUCUAUGUGAAAAAUAAAUAAGUGCAACUUACAGUAGACUGGGUCACUAAUUUUCUGUUAAACACUUCCGGUUAGCCAAGUAUAUUUAAUUACUAAAUUAAUGAUUAUUUAUUGUUAUUUAUAAUUAUUAAUUUUUAUCAACUGAUUUUUUUGUGGGCAGCAAGAGAAGGAAGCCACAUAAUAUGUAGCCAGUCUCAUUUGGACUUCCACUAAGAAUGAAUGGCACAGAUAGAACUCAAUCUUAUCAUGCACAUUUGUACCUUCUAUUUCUCGUAAUCUGAUCAUGCUUGUUGUGACCCUCUAUCACAUAAAAAGCACAGCAUUGGAGCAAAAGAGUUUUGACCCUGGUUCAUUGUCGCCCGCAGUCUAUAACCUUCAGUUAUUACUACUGCAGUUAUCAUUUAUUUUGUUUAUCAUCCAAGUGAACCUCCUUAGCAGUAGUUCUCCAUGGUAGUGUUUGUUAACUUAGCAGGGUGUUCAUUAGCCAGAUCGGAGAACUACACAAAAGUCUCCAGCUAACGUUCGGUAGCCUAUGACUAUUUUUAUUCAGAUGUGGAGCCUUUUUCAAGAUAUUCCCCUGUAACGUUACACGUUUCUCCUGUUACUAGAAUUCUUAAUGAAAACCCUGCUUAGUCAUGUUUUCGUUUUUUAGGAGAGCUUCAUCUAACACCCAUAUGUGGUGCACUUCAACUCAGACCCAGUUUUGAGUAUCUCAACAAAGGCGAGUCAAAUGUACGGCAGAACACCAGCCUUACAGAAGAAGGUAUGCAUUACAAGAUUAAAUGUUACGCAAUGUUUUCGUGAUAACAGUUGCCAUGUAGAAACUGGAAUCACUUUACGACCAUUUUAUAACCAGGUCUGUAAGUAAUUAAAAAACUGAAGGCCAGGUGCAAAAUACUGUAUACCGGUAACUCAUUUUUUGAACAACUAAAGUUUAUUAAUCUCUAGCCAUCGCAUGUCUUUAUUAUUAGUUUGUUAGUCUCUAGUCGAAAGAAUGUUGUGGAAAAUGGGGUUAAUAACCCCCUUAUUCUCCAAAGUGCUCCCCAUCUUGGGACCAGGGACUUCCUCUGGUUACUAUUAGGAUGACCUCUGGCUUCCUUCAUGCAUGCAAAAAAAAGAGAACAUCUUAAUCCAUCUGCUAAUUACAUAUACCCAGCAACUUUAAAUCUUGGCGCGGUGUUAGCCCUGUUUAUAGUUGGUGAUUGUAUUGGAAAAUAACAGACUUUUAAGUACUAUCUUGAGUAAUUUUUUGUUGUUUUUGUCUAUAAAUUAUCAACAGGUGAUUCACAAGAUGAGGAAGAUGAAGCCAAACCUUUAACAGUAUGUUUAGUUAACUACUCUUCAAUGCUCUAGUUUUGAUUUUCUUGUUUUCAAAUAACAGCUGAGUGAAUAACCACUCUAAGUUUAGAGCAUCCAUUUUGAGGGAUGUUCUCUAGCCACAGUAGCCUGAGAAAACAGCUGACACGUGCCACAUAGGGAAUUUCCUCCAGCUAAUUGGAAGCACUACCCAGAUUUGAGUAGGGACACAUCAUCAGUAUGGAAUUCUGUGCUCAUUUCUCAGACAUCAUUUCAUGGAGAAACCAGUCUUGGCAUCGCGAAAUGAUGGCUGUUUGGUCUCAGUUUUAGCUGCAGUGCCCAUUGGCGUGUGGUGCUGUUCUUCUGCUUGUGGGUGACAAGAAAAUCUUAAGUUUUUCUGGGCACCUUGAAUUUCAUAGCUUCAGAGCACUUGACUUCCUUCAUUUUCUUCUUGAGCACAGCCUUGUCUUUGAAUUAACUGAAGACUGCAUACAAAAUAUUUUGGAAAUUGAAUUAGAUUUCAACAUGCCUGUAGUAAGCCAGUUACUUGUAUGUUAAGGGCUCGAUAAAAACUUGAGUUCCAGCUUGUCCUUUGGGUUAGCCGCUCUAAGAUUUUGCUUGCCAAAGGCCACUUCUUGCUCAUCUCAAUUAAUGAUUAUGUUAGCAGAUGACUUGCCUGGCGUACCCUUGCCCAUUGGGCAAGUAAGCUUUAAAGGUUACUUGCCCAGCAAGAAAUCUUUUCGUCCUGGACUACUGGACAGUACCUUUUCGAGCUCUGUAUGUUGCUCUUUACUGUUCAUUUUGUUAAGUAAUAAUAACUCCUUUAUUUACCCUCAACAGUAUUUAUAGCACUUAUGCUAGUGAGGCUGAGCAAAUGACUGAAACAAAUAAUUCAAAUCAAACAUAACAGGGUUAAGAAUCCCAACCAGCUGGAGGCAAACCAGCUGGCUAUGUACAAUAGUUAAGUGUGACUCUGUAGACAGUCACGAAGGUUAAUUAUUUAUGGUGCAAAUCUGAACUCAGCACAACAUCAAGUGGUUUUCCAAGACUUUAAUAGGAAAAGAACAAAUUAGUGAAGAUUAAGACUAAGAGCUUUUUUCUUUAGGUCAAAUUUGCCCGCCCUGAAACAGAUCGGGCAAAAGCUCAACGUUUGUCGUCUUUCAAAUACCUGGAAAAGAAAAAAGCAGAGGAGCCGUGGAGAAAAGUUCAAUUUUAUAAUCCACAGGUAUGUGCUGUAUUGUAAUCCUGGAAAAUCAUAAAUGCUCCUCAAUAGCAUGCAAAACUAAUUGAUAACAUAACUGCCAAAGUUUGGCCUCAAACAUAGCAUCAUGUAUUUUAGUAAGGUAACACUUUUCUAGGUGAAGUCAUUAGCUGAGGGGAGGUCCAAAAAGCUGAGCAGAUAGCCAACCAAGAAAGCUUUUUCUGAGCUAUCUAUAAGUCAAGAGUAUUGCUUAAUAUCCCUUUGAUUAUUUAUACAAGCUAGUAAAAAGGGUUUUUUUUUUCAUUGGUCCUGGAUUAAUUUUGUAAUGUAUGCCAUACUGUCCAGUUUUUUUGUUUGCUGGUACCAUGUUUGUCACUGAAAUGUUCAUUGCACUGUGUAUUAUUUUUGCAUCAAUGGACUUCAAAACAACUUUCUUUUGCUUCUCUACUGCCAAAAUUUCCUUUUAUAGAGAAGUAAUUUGUUAAAAAUUAUCUGCUCCAAAUCUUUUGAACAGAGUGUACUACAUAUGUUGUUACAACCACACACAAAUCAAUUUCUGCUCAUACACCUUAUUCUCGCAACCAAGGCAAAGAGGGCUAAUUAAUACACAUGUAAAUGUGAUAGGAAAGUAGUAUUGCUGGCAAUUAGGAUUAUGGUGUAUGUACUGUGGUGAAUUUUUUUUGAUAAUUAUUAUAAUUUUUUAAACCUCAAGGAUCACGAGGCUGCAAGUGAGCAUAGCCUACUUUUCUGCCAAAAUAUGGAGUCUUAUUCACCUGAGUUCCAAGUGAAUGCAAGGUACACUUUCAAAUGUACUUUAUUUGUUAUGUACAUCAGUAAAAUGGCAGCAGAAACUCGUAAGGGGUCGAAAUGUGUAACUUUCAUUCAAUGCUCGUGAAUUUUCAUUUUCUAAGUACCAUAUUUGGAAAUCCUCGCUAUGGCCUCAAAAAAGCAAUAGUUUAACAACAACUUUGCACGUGCAUCACGCUUUUUUGUUUUUGUUCUUUAGAUGACACUGCACAACUACGACAUGAAAAUGCCUAAUUUCACAUUUUACAUAGGACGGCCGCAUAGGGGCAAAACACAGGACAAUGACCUUGUUUUCCCUUUCCUGAAUUUUGAUACAGUCCUUUAGAACUCAACUCCAGAAAAAUUCGCUAACAUUUGAUGAUUUGAACGAGGUGGAAUAAAUGUGGUGAAGUUUAAAGCAGUGCUAAUGUACUUUUGAAGUGACGUUAUCAUAGCCGUCGCCAUCAUUGUAUCUCUCAAUUUUUUGAGUGGGUGCGGGAACGUGAAGCAAGAUUACAUCACGUCAGUUAUCUUUUCUUCUUGUUCCAACUAUGGUACAGCUGUACUGUGUACAUGCAAAAAUGAAUGUUCACAAGCAUCGGACAAAGCAAACAUAUGAGAGUUACAUGUUUCAACCCCUCAUGAGUUUCUGACAGCUACGUGUAAUAGCUGGUGUGGACCCACCAAUGAAAGUAUAGUUGCAAAAAUGAAUAAAUGAAAUUCAGUCGACUCCUGACAACUCAAACCUUCAAGGGAAAUAAAAAAAAAGUUCGAGUUAUCGGGAGCUCGAAGCAAAUAGCUGGAAGUUAGGGAAAAACCAGUUUUUACUGUACAGUGAACAUUUUAAUCACUUUUAACUGUAGAAAUAUUAAGUGAAAAUUGAAAGAUACUUCUAGAUUAUGAAUCAGAAUGUAACGUAACAAACAUAGCCUAAAAAUAGAGCAUGCAUUUACCGUUUGAGUAGUAAAGCUGUUUCACGUUAGAUUUGUGACAAAAAACAUCUGCUUCCAUUUGUAAACUAUGUGCCUACAACACGUCAAUGGGAAAUUCAAAAUCAAUGUUUCGGACGACACACUGUUUUUUUCCCGACUUUGGAAGUGCUCAAAACAUGGUUCAAGUUAUCGCGGGUAAAAUUAUUUGGAAAUGAUCUGAGGGGAAACAAAAAUUCCUUCGAGUUAGCAGGAGGUUCGAGUUAUCAAGGGUUAGAGUUAGAGUUUUUCCAGAGGAAAUUGAUUUUGGUUCGAGGUUAGCGCAAGGUUUGAGUUAGCAAGGGUUCAUGUUAUCAGGAGUCAUCUGUAUGUACAAAGCAAUAACAGUAUAAAAGAAAUAAAAGCAUGAUAUGAAGUAGCCAGCUAUAUUGAAUUCCUGUGAAAAACCUGGUAAGCUGUUGAAUGAUCUUUGACCUGACAAAGAGUUCUUUAUUUUAGCGAUUACUUGAAGGUAUUGACACCCUCUACUAGUCAAGAAGAAAGGUAAAAAUAAGUUUUUCUCUUGAAUUCUACUUUUAAGUCAGAAGCAUUAACAAGGUAGCAUGCCGUUCUUUGUAUCCUGGGGUUUAAGAAUUUUUGGCUUUGUGGGUGAGGGAUUUGCCCCUCUAUGACCAAAACCCUGGUUUUUUACUACCUCUUGAUGGCUCCAGUUUGCAUAUGUUCAUGUUGUGUUUUUAUUUAUGUUGUGCAUAAUGCUCAGCUGAUUUUGUUUAGGUUAUGUACAAGAUUAUUGUUUGUACUGUGAAGGAUUACAUUUUUUUUUGAAAAUGUUUUAGGCAUUGUACAUAUGUACAAAUACCUAUGAAUAGUUGCCGCUCUCUAUAAAUAUUAUAUAUUCCAUAUAAGUGGGUUAAAAUCUUUACUGCAGUCUCAUUGUCUGCUAUGAUCUUGUUGUCCUUACAAUGCUGACAUUGACAUUCACACUGAAAUAACUCACCUUUGUGCCUAAUUUUUGCUAGUUUUACAACUUUGUUGCUAUCAUAAAUUUUUCCAACAGCUCCGAACCCCGUUUACCAAGCAAUGUUUUGUCAAUGACACAACUUAAAACUAUGGAUUUACCUGAUCAAGUCAAAGCCCUUCUUAUUAACGGUGAGGUUAUUUGAAACAGUACAGUGUUAAGUCAUUGCCUUUUUUAGAUCUGCCUUCAUGUAUUUGAAACACCCUGUACAUGGCUAAUCAGGAUAGUAGUAUAGGCAGACUGCACCUUUUUUAAUACUCAUGUAGAUUAAAUGGCAUCUGAUAAAGUAAUUGACUCUCCCCAGUCAAAGCACAAUAAAGUGGAGGAAGAUUGUUGGUGUUGCACACGUGUGUCACCUCAAAAAAACUACAGCUUGUUUGCUUAUUGACCAGUCUCUUCUGUCAUAUCAUUUUCUUGGUGGACAAGAAGUGAAUAUUAUUUUGCUACAAUGUUGUCUCUCUCCACCAAGCCUAUUGUUGUUCAAAAGGAAGUUAACACUACCCACCUGAUAAAAAUAAUAACUAUUCAACAGACAAGUUUUGUCACAACACAUCACAUGAUUUAUCUUUGUGGUUAAAACAUAUUAAUAAACUCUGUUAGUCCAGUUAAAAUGAUGCUCAGUCACUUACAAGUCAACCUUUUUUUUCAGUUCAGCUUAGAUAACUCAUUUCUAGUUAAGGAAACAAAAAGAUUUAUUAUAUUGACUUAUUGAUUGGUGGAUGGAUUUUACAUUCUGUAGCUAAAGUAAUCAGCUUCUCUCAGCUCUGUCGAUUGCUGUCUCCAGCUCGAACACUGUCUCAAGCAGCCAAGGAGGUUGUAGUGCUGAAAUGUGUUCAACAGUAUGCUGUUCUCGUACAGGGCUGUUGGGUGGUUAAAAGGUAAAAUUAAACAUUAACAAUUGAAACUAAAGUUACUAAUUGAAAGGUGUAUGGUAUUGUUGAUAUUACAAAAACCAAAUCUGUCAACCAGCUCUUUGAAUCUUCAAACUAACUGCAUAAUUAUGGUGACCAGGGUUUGCAUAGUCUUGAAAAGUCCUUGAAUUUUCAUUCAACUUUGAAUGUGGUACAGCAAAGUACGAGUGCAAGUACAGCACAACUUGUUAAAACUCUCAGUAGUACUUCAUGUCAAAACAUAUAAUAAUGUAUCAUAUGUAUAAAAUUAUAUCUGAGCUGACGUAAUUCUGGAUUUCUCCUAAAGUGAGUUAUUGUAUCCUGAGGGAAGCAUUAGUCCUAACAGUGGAAUACCUGCAGAUAUUCUAUGCAGAGGAAGAGAUUAUAUAGUGAGUAACCAGCUCUUUCAACCUUCAAACUAACAGCAUAAUUAUAGUGACCGGGGUUCGCUCAGUCUCUGUGUUUAAAGAUAAUUAUCAGAUGCAAAGUUAACUACUCAAAGCAUGCAGUUUUCAAGCACUCUAGUCUAGAAUGGGGUUGCAAAAAUAAUCCAGCUAAACAUGGUCUGCUGUAAGUUAAAUAUGGUUUUAACAGAAGUAAUUGAAUUUGAUUUAAAAUAAUUAUGAUGUGCCAUUAUAAAUUAGUCCAUUGGCUCUUUCCUUAAUCUUGUCAGCUUUUAUUUUUUUUUUACCCUGCCAUAACAUGAAGUAAGGUUUCUGGGUACGAAAAAAAAAAUCCUGAAUUGUAAAUUCUUUGUAGAUGUGGAGAUUUAACCAGAGUAGAGUAGUUGUUCGGCAAGACAUAAAGACAGUCACCAAGGUAAGACAUGUAAAGAUACUAUAACCCCAUCAUACCCAUCAGUAUUACUUUGAAAGACCAAAUGAUGUACACUGUCUCUGUGUCGUCAAAAGAAACAGUAAUGUAAUGGUUCAGUGUUGGUAGCAAUACAAAAAAAGUUAUUCUGUAACACUGCAACUAUGUUAUUGAUGCAUAUCUUGGCUUAAGAAGGCCAAGAUGUAAAUGGAUUGCCUCUUGAAAAAUUUUUAGAUCUCGUCAUGAACAAUUAAAUGUUUGAAUAAUUUGUUGCUUGUUUAAGCAUUUUACUGCUAUAUUUUAAUGAUUCAAUUCUUCAAUUUGUCUGUAAUCUCUAUCAACAAUAAAUAAGUCUUAACAUGGUAGACUAAACAUUAAAUCAUACCUUUUCCAGCUGAGAGGUUACUCUAUAAAAAUGUAUUAAUUUUUUGUCUUUUAUUUUGGUUAGCUACCAUCUGAGGACAUCAAGGAAAUGUUAGAUCAGGUUUGUAGAAAGACUUUUAAUCGAUUUAAAAACACACACACACAUUAGCUAUGAUGGAUGUUAUUGAAACUUUGUUGAUUGAUUUUUCUAUUGUUAUUGUGAUUUAGAUGGCUCGAAUGAGAAUUGCAGUGGGUUGGGAGUUUGUGCUACCUCAUGACGUGGAGUUUAUACAAAAGUAAGUCAUCAUUGUGCUAUCCAUUACUACAUACAAAGCUGGUUGUUACUGUUGAACUAUAAACAUUGUCGAGAGUUACUUUCCCAAGCGUUUGUGCCAGUCAUUUUUUGUUUAAACCUAUCACCAACAUUAUUUGUGGUGGAAAGGCGCCUGGGCAAAGUAAGGGAGCUACAAGGCAGCGUGGAAGGUAACUGUAAGUUACAACUAUGUGACGAACACUCUGCUGCAGAACAUUGACAAAGGACUAUUAGCUGGCAUAAUAUUCCUAGACCUUAGCAAAGCCUUUUACACGUGUAUCAUCAUGUUAGAUAAGUUAAAUUCACUCGGAAUGAGUCCCUCUGCUGUCCAGUGGUUUAGGUCCUAUUUAACCAUGCGCACCCAAAGUGUUUGCACCAAUGGGGUCUUGUCUGAACCUCAGCCGCUGCCUAUAUCUUCCGGGGUUCCCCAGGUUAGCGUACUUGGCCCUUUACUAUUUUAUCAAUAUAUAAAUAACUUGCCUCUGGUAGUUCAAGGAUGUAGCAUUGACUAGCUUUAUGCUGAUGAUACUCGUAUUUAUUAUCUAAUCAAGUCUGUCAGUGAAAUUCAAACUCAGUUAACUAGUGGCCUAACUAAUGUCCUUGGCUGGCUUCACACCAAUUUUUUAAUGCAAUCUCGAGAAAACUAACAUUAUACUUGUUGGUGCUCACCAGAGACCCACAGCAGCUGAAAUCUUUUAGAAUAAUGCAGUUUUUUAAAUGUUUUAAUGUCUUUGUUUUGUUUGUGUCAGGGUUCCAUUUAAACUAGGUCUGCUAACUUGGAUGCUCCUGGAUAAAUAUUGAUUUCAAUAAAUAAGUAAAUAAAAAUAAACCCUGUGAGCGGCAACCACCAGGCACUGUUGCACUUAAAACUUCAGCCAAGAGUUUUGUAGAUUUCUUAUUGGUACUUAAUUUUCCAGUUUUGGAAUGACAGCUUUUUGCAGGGGGUUUAUUUUUGCAAUUCAAGUAGGGGCAUUAAAGGGGCAUUAAAUUUCGAGAUUCAAUAAAUUAUUAUUGUUCUCAACUUUAAAACUUCCUAGAUAAACUGGAACAAAAAAAAUGCAUAUUUCUUUGUUUUGUUCUUUUUUGUAUGAAUCUAGCGAUUCAGAUAAAGAUGAUAGCUAGAUUAUGUACUCCAUAUGUGAAAUCAGCAUUCUUUGCAAAUUCUGGGUAUUAAAUUUUGCGUGUUUAAAUUUCACAAGGAUUUUUAUUCCCAGGUCUUUAAUUUAGCGAUUUUUUUUUUACAAUUGUGAAAAACACAAAAUUAAGUACCACAAGGUACUUACCAAGACAUGUCCAGAGUGAUAGAGCACUUGGAGCAAAAUGACUGAAGUAAAUGCCUGCAAAAGGUAACGUGUGCAAAAAGAAUUGACCUCACUAAAAUCACUGUAAACUUACUGAGGUUCUGCAAAUGUCCUGAGACUGUCUUGCAUACAUGUCUUAUAAGAGUUUAAGACUGCUGGCCAGCUUUGUCUUUUGUUUAACCUCUCCUAAAUUACAUUUAGCCACAUGAUAUAAAAAAUGUAGCAUUUUGAUGUGAAGGGGGAUAGAUCCGGGAUACUCUUCUUCCCUGGAAUAAAUAUGAAGUGAAGGGAUUUUUUGUUUUAUUUUUUGGUUUCAACAGACAUCCAGAUGUAUAUAAACAACAGCUUACCUUAUGGGAAGCCAAAUGCCAAGCGUAAGAAUUACUAAUUUUGUUUUCAGAAUUUAGUUAUUGAUGUUACUAUGUGAUGGACAUUACAGGAAAUUACAGGAAUAUAAUAACAUAACAAGGUUGUGUUUUGAAGAGGCAUCUGGCCUUGCAUCAGUUCUUAGUGCAUUUUGGUUUUUUACAGUCAACAGUGUUCGCCCAGUCUUGAAAAGUCCUUAAAUUUAGGGAAAGUCCUUGAAUUGACAAUUCCAUUUUUCGUUGAAAAGUCCUUACAUUUCUGUAAAAGUCCUUGAAAAGUACUUGAAUUUUCUUCAACUUUCAGCGUAGUGGCUUAGUGCUUUUUAAAAUGCUUUUUGGUUGUCCAAAACAGAAUAUAAAUCAUAACUAAGAGAAGUUAAGGGUGAUUUACAUAACGCGUUUUUUGUUUUAGUCAAGAAUUAACUAUCAUGAAUUUAAGACAAGUGUACUGAAAAAUGUAGAGAAAUUGGUUAAGCAAACAGUUCAAGCCUUAAAGUCUUGUUAGAAUGGACUAGGAAUAGGCAUUUCUGUACAAUCUGUAAAAUUACCGUCCUGGUAGGUGGUGAUUGAAAAUCUAAUGUGGUCCUUGAAAAGUCCUUAAAAAAAUGGUUGCAAUUUUUUGUAUAAAUCCUGGUCAAACCUCUGUUUAGUGCUCACCGACAUGAAGAGGUUCUGUUUAAAUAGAGGCUCAACCGUAUUUUGUGAGAAUUUGUAACGUACAUGUUUCAUUCACUUAGUUCGACAUGAGACCUGUAAAUGUUGAAACGUUUUGUUUGUUGGGAUGUGAAAUUUUAUCGUUCUUUUUUCCCAUAGGCUUCAAAAACAGCUUAAUUUCCCAAAGCAUGAAAAGAUAGGAGACAUCAAACGGAUAAACAGUUGUAAGUGUUAAUUUGAAUCCUGGUCAAGUUCUGUACAGUACAGUCGAAUGUGUCUGGUCUUAUAAUGUGGUGCUUGUUAGACGGGUUUCUAAUUAAAUUUUACAAUAACUUGGCGAUUUCUCACGCGCUGAUUGCUGGAGAGCUUCGGUCAACAAGAGUACAGACCAUAGAAAUGAUAUUAUGUUGACGCGUUUUUUUUUUUUCUCGUUCUUGAGCUCACAAAUUUCCCAGAAACUUUAACGGAAAUCGACACCAAGCACCGUCAAUGUCAAAACAAAUCAACGACAAUUAAUUUUCCAUAGUCUAUGCCCUUACAGACCAUAGAAAUGAUGUCAAAAUGUUCAAAACUUGGCAGUGAGACCCGUGGUGUUCGACCUUAGUUUUGAGCAUUGUGGUUAGUGUCGGGGCAUUUUUUGUAAAUUUCUUAAUGCACAGUACUAAGGGAUACCUGAAUGGGCAAAUACAGUGACUUUCCAUCCCAAACACCCUAAGUGAGACCAAAAUCUGCAAUUUACACCCCAAAGCGAGACGACAAGCAACCCGGUCACUUCGAUAUGGGAGUCCCCAAGGGUGGUUGUGGAAAUGCAACCGCAUACAACAUCUUGCACAGCUAUCUUGUAAGUUAAAUAGGCGAGGUCAUAUUAUAUUAAGGUUUCCCGUUAUGACCUACGUGGUAGCUCCCCACCUCCAGAUUGGAGAGUUUUCUCUCAGGACAAUUUUUCCUUUCCGUUUCAGCUGAUCCUUCUACCAGCACAGAAAAUAAAAAACUUUCCAAGCCGUCGAAAUCUAAAGUGAAUCAUAUUAUGAACAAUGAUUUAACGAACGAAGGACCAAAUUCAGAGGAACAUUCUCCAAUGGAAGUAGACUGCAAAGAAGUGACUAGUAAUAAUGUUAAUCAUGCGAUCAAGAAAGAGCCCAUGCCAGUGGCUAAUGGAGAACAUUUUGCGGACGCAUUAAAAGUAUUACAGGAAUUUGUUCGAGAAAAAUUGCACCGAACUGUUCUAAGUUUUGCGGAAUUUAAAAAGCUUUUGCUUCUUCGGCAAACAGGUGAGUUGCGUGUGGUAAUUUUUCUAUUUUCUGAUUAGGUAAGUACUAUCCUUUAGCGUCGUCGCGCAACGCUCCUCCUCCGUGAACCAAAUACCUAUCCUCAUUCCAUUCCCUUCACUUCCUCACGAUUGCUAGAGUGAAUCUUGCUGCCAAAGAAUCCUAUGGUAUUUAGGUUGCCUUGAUUUUCUUCAAAUUUCAGAAAAUUCUUCUAUCUUGAAAGAUAUCUUAAUUCACGUUUAUUACGAGGUACCAAACCCAACAGCUACUGAACUGAAAAACAUUUUCGGGAUAGCGAUGACAGAAAUUCGGGAAUCGGGAUUCCCGUAAAAAAAGAGCGGGUAUGCGGGAUCAUGACUCCCUUUCCAGACCCUAUGCUUACUGUGGCUAUUUUCUUGUUAGCAAGCAGUCCUGGAGAUCCUCUGUGUGCUGGAGUACCUGAUGUUUUACUUGAGAAAGCGAUAAUCAAUGCUGGAGCGACAGAGAUUGACCUGAAGGUAGCGCAGAACGUUUUUAUGGAUAUUGUUCCCUUCUGAGAACUAGAAAAAAAAUUGUUAAAUAUAUUCAUUACUAUAAGAAAUGCAGGGUCACCUCUACAAACUUGUCACUUUGUAGUUGAGUGGUUCAUUACGGUCUGUCAAUAUGUUGACUUUUUAGGCUUCAAUCCAAGACAGCGUAUUUUUUCCUGAAAAUCGGUCGUUUCGAUACAAAGUUGUUUCUAUUCAAGUCUUUUCGAUACGAACUCAAGUGGUGAAAUUUUGAUCUUUUUAAGUAUAGUUUGCGCGUGAACAAACUUCAAUCAAAACAACUUUGUAUCCAAAUGACUGUAAACCACUUUUCUCUGUCCUGGCUAAAGCCCCGUGCAAACAGACGCAUCAUUGUUGGCCAACAACUCCCAUCAUUGUUGAUGUUACACGUUGUAUCCGUUUGCUUUCCCUGUUGCAUGUUGUUGCUUGUUGUUGGGAGUUGGUGCGCAAAGUUUGAAACCGGCCAAACUUCUAAGCCAGCAACUCCCAGCAUUUCUUUUGUUCCGUGAUCGCCGAAGCGUAGCGAGCGCAACAAUGUUGGAUCCAAUUGUACAGCACUUCCAACAUUGUUGGGGCCACGCACGCGCAUUAAAGGUGAUCUCCAAAGUCUUCUGGGUUGUACCCUUCCCAUGAUGCACUGCAGGUCCAAACGUUGUUGGGAGUUGUUGCAUCCGCCCUACAAUGGUGGGAGUUGUUGCCUCCCUUUGCACGUAGGUUAAUGGCUGCAUGUCGAAACGUUUGCAAAAGGGAGGCGCAAGUCGUAGUCAUCGUCUGUUGAUACUUGUAGAAAUGAACUGUACUUGGGCACCCACCAUGGUGCGUCUUAAAAGGGCAAAUUGAAAAUCAAGACACCUUUCUGAAAUCUCUACUAUGAGCUUAAAAGUUUUCUUUUAUUUUGUUUACUUCCUGCUUUGUAAAGAAUGGCUCGCAAAACUGGUGAUAAUUUUGUACAUUCCUUGGUCGAGCAUGAAGCGCGUCAAAGGAUGAUGCUUUAGUCACGUUUGGCGGUUGAAGAUCCACGCAAACCACGUACUUUGGCCCUAAAGACUUUUCACUGGUUCGCUUGAGAGUUGAUCUUUGUUCUUUCAUUGUUGAUUUACAGUGGCCACCAGCAGCUCUGAGUAUUGACACGCAGUCACGGAGAUUCUUUGCCUUCAGAAGCAUAGGAGAUUCGUCAGAUCAGGUGAAGAUGAUGAUUUAGGUUAUAUUUACACUAAACUGGAUAGCUGAACAGCAACAGCGUUCACACACAUCGAACUUCCUGCAGAAGCAGUUAUCCGAGAGGGUGUGGUGAACUAGAUCCCAGUUCUCACUCCUGUACAUUUACUUCCGUCUCGGCGGAUUCCAGCGCGUGCUCCUGUUUAUUCACUUCCGCUACUGUCCGAAUACCUUUUCACACUGUACCAAUGUGUAACAUAGCCUUUACCAGGCUCUCAGAUAGUAUAGUGGGGGUGUAAAUAAAACAAACAAAGCGAAAAUAAGACGCGCGCGACCUGUGAAAGGGGCCAUCUCCCGCGCGUUUUUCGCAUAACUUCUUACUGAAUGACUGCACCACUUGCACAUCUUGGAGCCUGGAACAGGCUAGGUGUGGCACAUAACCUAUCCAUCACUCUAAUAUCUGACGAUGCACUCUCAAGGUUGGCGCGGGUCAACUUCUCCCCGUCACAGAAAUCGCGCUAAAAACCACCGACCUUAUAUGUGAACAGAAGCCCUAUCUGGUAUGGUUUUUGUGCCGGCGUAAGAGCUAUGCGAUAUACUGCGACCAUAUCCUUAUGUUAGAUUCGUCUUGUUUCAUUGCAGUAAAAGAAAAAUACUAAUUUUCGCUUGUAAAAUACUAUUUAGUAAAAAUAACGGCACUUAAGAAAUGUAGAGUAGAAAAGCAGUCGUUUAAAUGGUAGUGUGUAAGUGUUUUAUGCACGUACUUGGUCGUUAGAGCUAUGGUGUACAGCGUAACAAAAAACACUGCCUACAAUAUAUAUAACUGCGAUGAUCUUCCUUCAAACAAUUCUUCACUCCGCAGUUCACAUAUAUGAUUUUCAUAGAUUCAUAAUUUCAAUAGUUAGACAGUCGUCAUCAUUAGGCUGUCUGGAAGCAUUUGGGUCUUUGAUUGGUCACUGGUUUCCAUAGGUUUGAUUCGGGUUUUUGAUUGGUCACUGGUUUCCAUAGGUACCGAUUAAUCAAUCACAGCUCACAGUGUUACCCAAACGAUCCCAGAAUGCACCAUGUAUCACCGUCUUAGCUGAAUUCUAACGUUUGUAUUUUUGCCAUCUGUGUUAGUAUCGAGCCGUGGUCCUGGAUAUGUUCAGCAAAUCUUGGUCAUUGACCAGAAAAGAGUUCAAUACCAAAGUAGCAGAACAAAACCUUCCCUCACCCAGCAGAAAGGACUGGAUGAUAGUCCAACAGGUUGAUAAAAUUUAUCUGUUUAAUCCGAACAUCAGCAUGUAUAUUCUCCACACUGUAUAAUAUUGAAUAAUAGGGAGCUCAAGCAAAGAUGUUUUUAAGACACGCAAGUCAACCGGAAGUGAGCCCUAAUUACCAAAUUUGUAAUUCUAGGUGUCUUAACUCUUUUAGAGACGAUUUGCCCAAAUAUUUGGGCAAAAGGGUUGUUAAAUGAUGUAGGAAGUCCACUUCCGGUUGACGUGCAUCGCUCAAAAACGUGUAAUAAUUUUUUGCAAGGAACCCACUUCACAAGAAGGUGUUCUUCAGCGGGACUCAGUUUUCACUUUCUUCCAUACAUUUCUUAUAGAACUGUUAGCGAGUGUUUGCUUAACAAUCAUGACAUUCCUUACUGAGGGGUUAUUUCCUACCCUCUCCUGACCUUUAUGUUUAAUGGAGGAGAACAAAAGAUGAAGGAGACAAGACCAACCGCUUAACCUCACUUCCCUGUGACCUGUGUGAACUUACCUUUUUUAAAGGCCCCGGUUGAUGUUCCGGGCCGGGUUGAGCCCAGGCCUCCUGCUUAGUAGACCAGUGUUACAGUGAUAUGGGUAUCUCUGCGUUUUGGGCAUCCCCUGUUCCAAAACCCUAGUGAUAUAUCACUCCUUGUGUAGUGCACACUGAUUUUGGAUUGCCUGUUUCAGGCGCUCAGAUAGUGGGGUGCGACGCGAAGUCAGAGAGCGGGAAAAAAUAAGGAAGAAGUGAGGGAGAGGGAAAGAGGAGAAAACCUCGUCCUCAACCAGCACCCCAGUAAGGAUCACGCCUGUUCCGGCCGUUCACUGAUUGUUGGGAAGGGGCACAUGCGAGCAGGAAAAAGAGCGAAACCCCCCUACCCCUCCCCUAAGACAACAUUAACACUUACUUCUCACUUAGGGUAAAAUGUUGGCUUGUAGAAGGAUUCGAUACGAGUAGAACUGAGAACACAACACUUUAAUCACUACGAGACAGUAAAUCUAUUCUGGUACAGAAGCUACGCAUGUGUUAUCCUCGGAGCGGUUCAGACCGGUUUUCUUUGUAUUAUCUACUUCAUAUAUGACAGCAUAAACUGUCCCACUACAGUCCACCCCUUCUUGGGUCAAAAAUUUGAAAACUUGUUAGCAAACAAACAAAACGAAAGUUCCUUCACGAGUCCACCCCUUCUUGGGGAGUUAACUGUUAAGUUCACGGAAUUGCUUUACAUUCAAAACAAGGAGGUAGGUGCCUCCAUGUGGUCCACCUUGUAAAGAUAAGUAGGGACACUGACUGACGAGUCCUUUAAGUUUGCCAUGUCGAUUAAGAAUGUCUCUAGCGUCCGGUAAGCUAUUAUAAACUGCUUUACAAGCCUCUGAAGCAUAACACUGGGCUUGUGGCAAUGAGCUGAGAUAUUUCGCAAAGGCGAAAGCGAUCUUUGCUAAAUCUGAACUACGAUUUACAGGCGAAGCUACAGUGCUUUUUGGUAAUGAAGACGCUACAGUUCCCCUAGUUUGUUCUUGCUCAGUAUCAUCACGGAUGUCUGCACGAGGAUCAGAAUCAGGAACUACCACAAUCUUUUCAAUGUUCACUGUUCUGAUUUCUUUACCAGUUGAGAGGUGCUGUAAACGUAGCAAAUCUUCACGACCGUGAACAUGGCCAGUGACAAGAUAGGGUCCAUCAUAUUUCCUAAGAAAACGAGUUGCUGCCCCUUUUGCAGUUGAGCUUGGAGGCGGCAGUCGUACAAAAACUCUCUUUCCUUCAGGCACAUGGAGAUCUCUAGAAUGCAUGUCAUAGUAUUCUCGCUGAGUUCUUUUGAGAUCUGCUUUAAUUUUGUCAAAUUGUUUCCGGGCUUCAAUGGAACGUUUGAUAAGUUCUUUAGCAUAUGAAGCUUGAGAAAGAGGUGAGGGUGGCAAUUCGAGGGUAAGUACCUCUGGAGAAAUGGGAUGUCUGCCAAACACCAGGAAGAACGGAGUUACUUGAUCUGUUCCAGGAAUUGGAGAGGUAUUGUGGGCGUAAGUAGCAGGUUGUAAGAAUUCCGCCCGCAACUGUUGGUUUUUCUCACAGUAAAUACCUAAAGCAGAAUUAAGCCAGCGGUGCACUCUUUCUGUAGAACCAUUAAGGCGAGGGCGAUAACUUGUGGUGAACACAUGUUCUAUAGAUAGCAAAUUGGUGAGUUCUUGGAGCACAGAAUUGACCCAUUCACCACCUUGAUCACUUUGGAGUACUGCGGGAAAGCCAUAUUCAAGGAACACAUGAUCAUACAGGGCGCGUGCUGCGGUGGUAGCUCGUUUGUCAGAGACAGGUAUAGCCCGUAGAAAGUUUGAGUAAGGGCAAACAGCUGUCAAGAUCCACUUGUUUCCAUUAGGCGAAACUGGGAGCUCACCAACAUAGUCUAUGCCUAAUGUAUGAAAUGGAUGUUCGUACAGGCGAACUUGCAUGGGACCAUGAUGUUGUUCAGCAGUUUUGAAACGGAUGCAGUCAGGGCAUCUGCGAAUCCAGUUUCUGACAUGUUUGGACAUGUUCCUCCAGUAAAAGUCAUUUGCCAGAGAUUGAUAUGUGGCCUCUCGGCCUCGGUGCAUUGCAACAGGAGAGUCAUGGUAGGCUCUUAACAAAUGUCUACGGAACUGGAUAUCAUCAGGAACUACAUAGCGGUAAUGAUUUGGAUUGUCCAUCAAUUCAUCACGGUACAUGAGGACGCCAUCUAUGAUGGCUGCACGUUUGGAGAAAUGACGAGCCCACUGCAAAUGUUUCUGUGGAAUACCUGGGAAUUUUACUUUCCCAUCUUUGGAAGAAAGAACUUUGAACACAAGUUUACACCAGUAAUCCUGUUGUUGUUGUAAUGCAAACUGAGAGCGAUGAAGGUUAAGUCCAGGUAAGGCAAGUAAAUAGUCCUCAGAUUGGGUAUCAAUUGGAGCUGUAACAGACGAGUCAGGAUCAGGUGCAGAAUCAACACUGACAGGAGCUACAAGGCAGAUGCGGCGAAGGUAAGCAAAAGUGCCGUUGAGCGUAUCAGAAACCAGUGUGGGACUAUGAUUGGGGAUGUCCAUAGAGACUGCAAGUAGGACAAAAGAAUUCACACCAUCUUCUGGAGCAUAAGGUUCUUCAAAUGAAGGUAAGUCUGACAUAGGCUGACGACUUAAGGUAUCAGGUACAGUGUUUGUGAUUCCUGGACGAUGUUCAAUGUAAAAAUCAAAUUCUGCCAUUGUCAUACACCACCGUGCUAGUUUAGCUUGCUGUGGGGCCAAGGAGGUAAGCCAUUUCAAAUUUGCGUGGUCUGUAAUGACUUUGACACGACGGCCAAGAAUGUAAGGACGGAAUUGUUCUAGACCCCACUUAACAGCAAACAGUUCUUGUUGCAACGUGUGCCAGCGGGAUUCAGCGGGAGUGAAGGCUCUUGAUGCAAAUCUGACAGGGCGGAGCUGGUUGUCUUUGUACUGUGCAAGCAUAGCACCACAACCUAGCUUGCUUGCAUCAACAUGAAGUUCAAAUGGAGAAGUCCAGUCUGGAUGAGAGAGUAAAACAUCAGGACCAGUAACUGCAUGUUUCAAGUCCUCGAAUUCCCUGGAGUGGUGUGUUGACCAAGAGAAGGGAGUAUCCUUUUUUAAGAGUUCACGCAAGUACCUGGUACGAGAAGGCAUGUUUGGAAUAUAAUCACGGAAGAAGUUACAGAGACCCAGAAAUCGUUUAAGGCUGGUUGUAUUAGAAGGCGGCUCCAUGCUAAGGAUGGCUUCAAUUCCCUUCGAGUUUGGUUUUCGCCCACGUUCAGUAAUAGUGUGUCCUAAAACUUGAAUCUCUUUAGCAAAGAAGGUACACUUUGAGGGCUUGAAUUGGAUGCCAAAGUUUACAGCUCUUUCAAACAGCAAUUCAUAAGAAUGUAGAGCUUCACGCUGUGUUUGUGCCCACAUGAUAAUGUCAUCAACAUAGACAGUCAGCCAUUGAUGUAAAUAAUCAGCAAAAACAGUAUUGAGAAUCCUCUGGAAAGUGUUAGGUGCAGUUUUUAAUCCGAAUGGUAGCCGUAAGAAUUCGUAAAGUCCAACAUGAGUACAGAAGGCACUUUUCUGACGAUCCUGCUGGCGUAGGGGAAUUUGCCAAUAUCCACUGGCGAGGUCACAGUGUCCAAACACUUUUCCUUGGGAAACUGAAUCAAGAAUGCUUGCAAUGGAGGGAAUGGGGUAGCCGUCACCCCGAGUUACACUGUUUAGGCCUCUGUAGUCCACAACAAAGCGUGGUGGUUGUUGAACACCAUUUUCCAGCGGUUUGCGGACAAGAAUACAAGGUGCCCCCCAUUCAGAUUUACUUGGUUGGAUAAUUUUCAUUUUAAGCAUGCGCUGUAACUCAUUCUUAAUAGCAAGUAACUCUUCCGGACUUUUGCGGUAAGGAUGUUUGUACACAGGCAAGGCAUCCUCAGUGUCAAUGUGAUGUUCAAAGCCUUGUAUCUGACCCAACGGAGAACCGGGGAGGACAAAAGCUGUAGGAUAUUUGCGUAUAAGCCGCUUAAAUGUUUGGAGGGCUUCUGCAUCAACAUGAGCAUAUUUCGGCGAGUCAAGAGCCAGAGCUUUAAGAAGAGUCUCAUAAUACUCCUCUGAACUAGGAUCCAGUGCAAGGGUCGCAGAAGGUGCAAAUUCAUGUUCAUGAAACUCAGAGAUUUUCUCGCUAAAUGGGGAAAGGAUUGACGAAUCAAGUCCGGCUGCAGCUAAUUCUCUGUUCUGUUCAGAAAUUUUCCAUGUUUGUGCUGAAGAAAUCUGAGUAGUGUUUGAGAUAGGAGGUGAAGUUGAUAAUAGUGACUGUCCGUUGACCCAACACAUCCAACUGUCUGCGAGAAUGGUAGCAGUGUUCUCAGCUGCCUCUUCAAAGUCUUUAGCGUCAGCAUUGCAUGACGGUCUAACAUGUCCAAGAACAAUGUUAAGAGGAAUGUCAGCUUGUUUCUGUUUGCAUUCAACUGCAAGAGUUGUGGUAAAAGCAGGUUCUAGAUCCGAGACAAUAUCCUGAGCAGCAAGAGGUUCCAGUGGAUCUGGAGGGAGAGUACAGAGUGAUGCAUGGCAAGAGGCAACAGGUCGGUGCUUAUCUGUGAUAGCAGACAUGUGAAAAGGACCACUUAGAACUUUAACACCAGGCUGAAUUUCCUGACCAUCAACCCACAAGUCUGACGGUGAAACAGCCAUCAAUGAUGUACCAAGGGUGAGACAAACAGAAACAAAGUUAAGUCCACGAUUUAGUUUGGAGCUUGUAAAAGGAAUACCAGGUGAUGGGGCUCCUGUGAGCAAACAAGUUACUCCGGCAUGGGUGUUGUCCCUUUGGUGUAAGCCACCUCUGAUUGGACUGUCAAGGGAGCAGGCAAUUUUGAAAGACAUGCUAGGAUGACGAAAGAGGAUACUGGGCUCACCAUGAUCCACCAAGGCUUGUGUAGAGUGCAAAUGGUUUUCUCCAAAUAGGAUAGGCCAGGACAAACGUGGAACUACAAGCAUCUGAAAGGUUGUUUCUCUACCAUUGCUCCACUGUAUGGGAAUUUCCAUAGUGCCAACAGCCUUUAACUGAGAAUUUGCAUCAGCAACAGAAACUGUAACAGGUGUUUCAAGUGACUGGUACUUUAAGUGUGGACAUUUGGAAGCAACAUAAUCAGCAUGAGAGCGACUGACAAGAGAAACUGAGCAACAACUGUCAAGAGGUAGUGGAAGUUUCUCCCCAGCAGAGAAAACAGGUGUCCAAAGGAUGUGACGUUCUUUGAGUUUUCCGGCAGUGUUUGUAACAGCUGGUAGGCCAAACACAACAUUUUCUUGAUUUUCGGUACUUGUUUUCUCAGCAGCUGGUUCGUUUGAGGUUGGUAGGCCUGUGGCUAAGGACUGCAUUCGCUGUUCCGUAUGACGAAUAGCUUUACAACCCCAUUUUUGACAUUCAGAACAUUUGUGAAGCCGGCCAGCUGAACACUUGUUAUUAGAUUGCUCACAAGUUGCUGAGAGGAACUUAUUAAAAUUUCUGCAGACCUCAGGCGAUUUCUUUUUUGGUGCUGCUGACCGUUGUGGGCAUUGAUGAGCUUUGUGUUGAUUAUUUCCGCAAAUCCAACACGAACUUUGCUUACUUUUGCUUCCAAAUUGACGUGAAGAUGAAAACAAGGCGGUUCGCUGAGGAACGCCAUUAAAAACUGUAGAUGGCGACGACGAAUCACUUGUUAAGGGCGAAGAAGACCCAUUACUUGCAGCAGCGAUGAAUGAAUGUUCGAUGCGACGAGCGGCUUCCAUAGCUUUAUCAAGUUGUGUCACCUGAUGAGCUUGUAAAACGAGGUGUUGGGUAAGAUGCGGUUGUAACUUGGAAAUAAACUGAGAAGUAACAUACGUGGGACAAGAUUUCGUCAGGCUUUCGCCCAGUUUAUCAAGUUGAUGAAGAGUGUUCUUGUAUUUGAAUGCAAAUUCAUCCACGCUCUCAGAGGGAUCUUGUUUCAUAGCACUUAAUUCAGCUGCCAAUCGGCGACAUUUUGCGUCCGGAGGUUCCUGGAAUUCAUCCCGUAAACUUGAGAUAAAAGAGUUCAAUUGUUCCUCGGCGGUUUUAUCAGAAAACCCUUCCGAGCCACGGCAGAAAGAUAACACUGAACGCGGCCACUCACCGACGACCUGUUGUUCCAGGAGCGACAAGCGAAUUUUGGCGGGAAGGUGAGAUGUUUGCUCUUGGAAACGCUCCAAAAAUUCGGCAAUAUCAUCUUGUGCGGUUUUAUCUUGGCGAAAUGUUGGUAGCUGUAAGGUCGGCAAUCGUAAGGUGGACAGAUGUUGAUUGUUAGAACCAGAAGUAGUAUCGGCUGAGUUCGCUUGGGAUGUUGAAGCUGUAGUGUGAGCUUGCAGCAGGGCAGAUUGUUGUUGGACGGUGUUAACUAAACCUUUGACAACUUCGCUGAGACCGGCAACGACGCCUUGAAGUUCUUCGAUAGUAGCAGGCAUUUGCACUUGAAAUGGAUUCUCCACCACUUUUGUAGAAGGAUUCGAUACGAGUAGAACUGAGAACACAACACUUUAAUCACUACGAGACAGUAAAUCUAUUCUGGUACAGAAGCUACGCAUGUGUUAUCCUCGGAGCGGUUCAGACCGGUUUUCUUUGUAUUAUCUACUUCAUAUAUGACAGCAUAAACUGUCCCACUACAGGCUUAGGGGGGGGGGGGGGGUAGGUGGGCAGUUUCCCUUGAACCUUAAUUGAUCCGAAAGUGUUGACAACUGUCGUACCGAUUUGUUUGUGGAACAAAAGUGUUCAGAUCUGGCCGUUUGGGUCAAAACGCCUCUAAAGACUAUCUAAGAAGCCUUAGUGACCGUUAAAGUUUAGAUUUGUCAUGUUUAGCCGUAAAUAAGGCUACAAGGAACAGAUCUUAAAAUUUGUUUUGUUACUCUUUCCUUAGGAUCUUCUUGAGCGUUAUGGCAACAAUCAUAUGCAGUGGUUUCUACGAGGAACAUCAAGCAUGCUUGUAGGUCCUUAACCUCCUCGGUUCUGCUUGCAAACGUGAGACGAGCAUUGAGAAGGCUUGCGCUCUGCCCUUGUCACGCGUCCCGGUGCGUGCUUCAUCUGGUCGCGCGACCCUUAAAAAAGAAGAGGGUCGAAAACUUGAUGUGUGCUUCAAAGCAGCCUGGCGAAGAUUUCAAGGUCAAAUGUUUUUUUGAAAGUACACUCACGAUAAGUUUCUUGGAAGCUUGCCUUGAAUUAUUGUUGUGCAAGAAGUUUGUUUAUCGAGGACCUUAACCGAGAAAAUGAAGCGUGAAAAAUAUACAUUUCAAAUUCGCACUGAGAAAGGACAGAAAUGUCUCAAUCCUCGAGAAAGUCGACUUUUUAAAUAUGAAAACUUUUAUCAGCACUAAAGUGUUCACAGACAUGAUCAACCAAAAGUCGGACGGAGAAACAAAAGUAUUUAUUAUGAGGU